UGUAGCCUGUGUGGAAUAUGCAGGGUAUACACCUUUGCGUCGUACGACCUAUAACCCCAGCCAUCUGUCAUCAGUCGAUGGAAAGAUGGCGGAGAUGUGACAGGUGGCCAAAAGUGGCGGGUGCGCACGGCAUCGAACGUUGUCGAUUUAAUUUGAGCACAGGUGGCCCACGGGACUGAUUGCAUUCCUUCAAGGCCGCCCGGAUCCGGCAUAAAUCUGACGGUUUGCGCUGCACUUUCCUCUCGUUUGUUCUGCUUUACUGUUUGGAUUUUCGUUCUUUUGCGGCGUAUCGAGUCCGGAGUUCUAUCAUGUCGGUUACCAAGAGCAAGGAAGUCGGCGCCGUAACAGACGAAUCAGGUCUCGUUGAGACCUCGGAAGAUGACGGGUGGAUCAAGGUUCCGCAGGCCGAUCAGUACACCGGUCAGCGCGAGAGUCCAAUGGAGGAGGAGAUGGUAUUUGGGGCUAAGUCGUCCAAUGGAGGGGCUGGCCUGGAACUACAGCAAGCGCGAGCGACUCUGUCUGAAUCUCUCCAGGCGCUAGAGGGAGCUUUCCAAGCUGUCGCAGCGGCACAGCGAGCUCUCGACGCGUUGGAGAUACGCGACCCGAAGCACGAGAAGUUAGGCCGUGAAUGCCCGACGUGCGGAGACGCCACCGCUUCCGAAGCGCACGAAGACGACGACGACGACGACGCGAGCUCAAUCGUCACGGAAUCCUCGUCGGGCUUGCCAGAGGUUGUGCAAAGCUACUACAGCAAAGAGCGCAAAGUCUACAUUGCGCGACAGCGACUCCAAGAACUGGACGCCGAUCAUCUGCAAGACAUACUUGAGCGCGAAGACACUGCGACCGCUCUGCACGAAACCCUAUCUGCAGGGCAUGAAGCGGGAGAUACGUACUCGCUAAGACGGCAAGAGCUCUGCAGAACACUUCAAAUGGCCGAGAAAAAGGCCGAGGCGUGGCGGCAAGCUUGCCUCGCUCAGGAGAUCGAUCCGGCGCCGUUUCGAUUCCGCAGUCUGUCGGAUCAUCGGUGCUGUUCUCCACUGCCGUUCCUGGGUGACGAUGUGGCGUCAGCUGCAGCCAUUGAAGGAGGUCAAGAGCUGCCGAAGGAACGAUGCAGCUACGAAAAUGUUGUCUUGUGGACGGCUGAGAACAAUCCUGAGGACUUGGUGCAGUGGGACGAGUGAAGUUCGACGGGUGUGUUGGACGCGACCAGUCCAAGCGGCAUUCGAUUGCUGAGCGGAACGAUCGAUCAGAGUGAGACGAACGGUCGGUGUUCAGACAGCUGUUGUGGUUGGAGAUGGUCAAGGGUCGGUGUGGUGAAAAGGCUUCGUUUCUAGCGUCUGAAUACCCUCUUAGAGUAGCAGCGCUCCACAGCGCAAUUAAAUUGAGUCAUUUUGCCUGAAGGUGUUGCAGGAACUGGAUGCCUUUAC
Molecule: messenger RNA, 1427 nt
Organism: Neohortaea acidophila
Lineage: Eukaryota; Fungi; Ascomycota; Dothideomycetes; Mycosphaerellales; Teratosphaeriaceae
Exons: 1
Coding region: 309-1181 (290 amino acids)
Source: RefSeq, a predicted model, not a curated record